CAUGUGCUGUUAUUUAUUUAUUUAUUUAUUUAUUUUCCAGAAAUGGCAUUUGUUUUUCUUUAUUACCACAAAUCAAGAAAGGAAAUUCCACAGAUGUCCCAUUACAUUAAAUACAAAUUUGAACAAACUUUUUUUUUUUAAACUUAACACCGCUCUAUGUAUUGAAGUUGUUUGGUAACACAAGAUCGGGAUCGAACCAGGGAUCUCGUGCUGUAUAGUGCUGCUUGAAUAUCCAAUGCAGUAGUUAUAAAGUAGUUAUUUUUUGCAGUAGUUUUUUUUUUUUUAAGGACUUACGCAAUAAACCCUGCAGUCGGUUUCCACGGCAUUAAAGCAGGCUUUUAUUUCCCAUUUUGUUCUAAUCCGUCCGAUUUCUGCAGGGAUUAGCAGACCAAUCGUGAAUAUUGAGCGAGAGUCGACAUGUUUCAUGAUAGAGGUUUAUCAUUACCAGUACGGGUGGAUGUGGCCAGGAUUGAGACAUGUCUUGGACCUAUUUAGGAGGCAUAUAUUUAAGUUUAUAUGUACAGAGAUAAAGGCCAAAAUGAUGAUUUAACUCCAUCAGCGAUGGUGAAGGAACUGCAAAUGGAAUAUCGCAAAAGGGUCUGCCACUGCUAAGGAAAGAAGAAAAAGGAAAAGAAGAUCUCUGUGAUCGAGCACUACAAAGCAGUGGCAUGGAGACGCAGUGGCAUGAAAUUGCACCUCGCUCAGACGGCUGCUGUAAUUCUCACUCAGACUCAGCUGUAUCUGCCUUGCAGUCAAAAUUCAAGGAAAUAUCACAGAGGCGGUCUAAAGGUAAAGAGAUGCCUGACGUUCCUCUUGAAGGUCCAUCGGAACCUUUGCAGAAGAAAUCAGAUAAGGAACCGUCGUCUUUGAGCAUCCCUGAAGUCAAGUUCUUUAAGUCGAGCGCCGGCUCUGAUGUGGUUCCUGAAGUACAAAACCGAAAAAACAAGGAAAAAAAACAGGAAAUGGAAGGAGAUUUAAUUCCCAGUUUUGACUCUAGCCUUGGCGGAGGAUCUCGAAUGGAUAGUUUAACAACAAGUGAAGAUGGUGGCACCAUUCUGUCCAAGACAAUUUCUUCUCAGAGGUAUCGGACAACUCUGAAAAGUUUCUGGAGAGCGGCACAUCCAAAGACCAUUGUUUCAAACAGAGAGGUUGCUUCUUUACCGAUUACCAUGAAGAACCUCAUAAUUGCCAGCGAGGAGGAGCAGAAACUCAGACUCAGAGGUAACAUGGUUCAUAAAGAUUUGCCACGCUCGGAGAGUGCUUUUGAAAAACCUUUCCAAAAGGAACAAAUUCCACCAGAUGAAUCAGAGAGAGAAGAAAUUUCAGAGUCAGAGAAAGCCCAUACCACCAAGCCCAUUUUGGUCAUGCUUGCAGAAGGACAGUAUCAGCCUCCACUGGUAAACAAAGAUUUACCUCCUUCUUAUAAAGCGUCUAACUGGGAGCCAGCAAUAAUCACUGGAACGGAGAACAACGUUAGAGCCGACUUCAUUCUAAGCCCACGUCACGAGCAGGCAAAGCGUUUGUUGGAGAGAGCCAGAUUAAAGGCUCGCUCUCAGUACCAAAAUUGUGACCAUGGUACUCAAACAACUCAGAGAGAAGUCGCGGAGUUGUUACCAGUGCAUAAUACACCACCACAGAUCAUCACAGCUACUCAUGAGCAGAAAUUAUCUCUGCCUGUCCAGCCGCAGGAUGUCCGAAGGAGGAACCGUGAGCACAAUGCUUACUUGCGAAGGCGAGGGCAAUUAUUCGGUGAUAUAAACUUUGAGGAUGAGUCAAAGAAAGAGACAGAGCGUCACUACCUAGAUAAAGUUUGUAAGCGUAGGCUGGGGUUGAUGGACAGUUCACUAUCCUACCAGCAAAUAAAGGCAGGACUGCCUCUCAUAGUCGAACAAGGGGUCAGAGGUUUAGGAUCAAGCCAGGGAAGUGUAGAAAUUCCAUCAACCAUUCCGACUAAUCAAGGAGAACCCUCUCUUGAGACUUUGCUGUGCAAGGAUAAGCCAAAGAAAUGUGAAGCUUGUGGGAGCAUCCUGAUGUCCAGUCAUCCCAAAGAACCUAGUCAAAAUGCAAAGGGACAGAAAAGCUCAGAUAAACCGUUGACUUCUGGUCAAUCAAGUCAUCAAAUCAUUCAACCAAACCUGUUAGAAGCUACUAUUUUGACUGGAAGUUCCAGCCUGGAUGAGAAUGACGAGGCUGCAGGACCAAGUGACGCUGGAGAGAGAGUAUCAGCUUUCGGCAAGCUUCGCAGGCGGAGUCGCAAAGGGGAAAACAGAGUCGAGACGAGUCACGGCCCUUAUGCUCGUGGUCAAGAUCUCUUAGCACAACGUAGGAAUUCUAGGACCAGAUCCAGUCUGGAGGAGGUAGCUGGGCCUCGUUCCAAACCCGCACGAGGAGUUACUUUUGCUAUUGACUCAUUUAUACCGACAGUAACAAGUUCCAGAAACUAUAGAGAUAUAGAAACUCCUUCCCUGAAACAGCUGCCUAUCAAAUCAGCUUUGAAGUCUGGUUCCAAGAGCAGGCCAUCAGAUCUACAAGGUGUGAAGUAUUUGUCUUCAGUUCAGGAAGUGGAGAGAAGUCUUCACUAUGCUGCUUCUACCCCUCAGGACCUUGGUGCACCUUCUCAGGUGUCACAAGUCUCCUCAGGACUCACUCCUUGUAUUAAACCAUCCUCUCUCAGAUACUCCUCACCUGUGGGAACUCCAGUAGAGCCAGUGGAUGCCCUUACACCAAGUGAAGAUCCCACCUGCGCUGCAUCUCAUCCAUCAGAUUGCCGGCCGAUUGUCCGAGGUAUCGCCAUGUCAAAGACUGAGGACUUGAGAGCAGAACUUCUGAGAUCAGAACAUCGCAAAGCUGAAUUACAGUGGGAUGUAAAUUUUUGUGCAUCAAGGAGAACAUUGGAGAAGGAAGGGCGAACCAAGCUCUCCCUACGCCGUUUUUUCUCAGCCAUGGGCCUUAACAGCAUGGGAAUGAUUAGGAAGGGCAGCCGGUCCAGCAGCAUGGAGCACCUGUCACUCUCCUCAGCCAGAUCUUCUCCAAGCCCAACUCAUAAAGGCCAAUCUCUGUUGCAAAGAACGCCCUCUCUUCAGGCCCUUCAUACUGAGUCCCCUCUUGCUCAGUUGCGUAAAGCUUCUUCUGUACAGAGCCUGCAGUCUCCAAAGAAGAAAUAUGAGUGCUCAGCUGUUCUUGGAGAUCUUCAUUUGCCUCUUAUUCUGGGACCCAGAGAUCUUCAUGUUAAUAAAGGAAUGGAAAUCGUAGACACAGCUCAAAUUUCAGGGCCAAUGGGACGGAUAAUUCAGACCUUCCCUGAUAGCUCUUUGUUGCUAGAGCUCACGAGACCAGACAAUGCACCUUUCGGCUUUGUCAUCUCUAGAGGAAAAGGUCGACCGGACUCAGGAAUAUAUGUUGAACAAGUGGCCGGCAGUUCCACAGAGAACAUCUACACCAGCCUUCUGGGAGUAGGAGAUGAAAUCCUUGAGGUAAACGGAGAGAAGGUGACUGGACUGAGUCUUGAUCAGGUGACCUGCCUGAUGACCUGCGAAAGUACGGCUACUGUCCGGAUCCUUCCACAUCGCUGGAUUCAGCACUGAACUGAAAAUCCAAGACUAAAGAAAAGAUCCAAGCUGUUACUAUUAAAACAAUGAUUACUUUCCAGUCCAAAUGAAUCACUAAUGCUGUUGUAUAAAGAUAACAUAGACUUGAAAUGUAUUAUGCGUUAUAUGUAAUGCACAUACAUACCUCGGCUAGGAACCUUAAAGGCAGGGUCUCCGAUUUUUGAGAAAUGUUUCAAGAAAACUGAGUCGGGCCGAUAAUAAAAAAAAUUCAGCAGUAAGUGAGCAGAAAGGGGCGUGUCUUGUCAAUAUGUGGCGGAGAGA
Tachysurus fulvidraco (yellow catfish) is the source of this 3869-nucleotide messenger RNA. RefSeq lists its product as uncharacterized. Gene Ontology annotation, cellular component: cell cortex; nucleus; apical plasma membrane. NCBI's taxonomy places the organism in Eukaryota, Metazoa, Chordata, Actinopteri, Siluriformes, Bagridae. Gene Ontology annotation, molecular function: protein kinase C binding. The coding region runs from base 669 to 3584 and encodes 971 amino acids. Gene Ontology annotation, biological process: establishment or maintenance of cell polarity; centrosome cycle; regulation of cellular localization. The record is from RefSeq and is a predicted model, not a curated record. The transcript has 10 exons.